GUAGUAGUUGUAGAGAGGUUGGGGUCGACUUGGAGACUGGAGAGUUUCAGUCAGUCAGUGGCGCACCCGCACAUCGUUCGGACGUGGCUGUGUGGUCUGUGCCUUUUUUCCUUCCCCCAUCUCCCUCGAACCUCUCUUCGAAACGCGCAUAAAUACUUCCCCCGACUCGACCUACACAACCCCCAUCUCUAUAAGCUUCUUUUGCGGCGGGGACCCUCACAUCCACGUGUGUGUGGGGGGCACGAAGUGGGGGACUUUGUUGUCUUAUUCGUACUUUGUUUGCACUUCGGGAGAUAUUGAGCUGGAAAAUUCGAAGUUCCGGUUGGCGUUUGGCACCGGUGCCAGGGAUCGACGAGAGGGCAGGGGUAGCAGCAAGAGAGAGCAGCAGCAGCAGCGGCAUCACCACCAUCAGCGCCCUCGGGAGGAGGAGAUGAUCGGUAGUAGAGCCAGCGGCUGGCCAGUUGUGUGAUGACCGUCUUCACGUGAACUAUCCCUUAGUAGUGAUUGUAGUAGUUUCCGGAAGGAAUUGAGAAGAGGAGGAAGGAGAGGAAGAAGAAGAAGAAGUAGAGGAAGAGGAAGAGGAGGAGAUAGGAGGGGAUUUUUCUUCUCUAAUGUGCAGUGCGAAUGCGACCAACAUUAAGACAAGUGCCUUGUGUGAGGAGGAGGAAGGAGGAAACAGUGAGGAAAGGAGUCGCCGAAUGUCCUUAGUAUCGAUGUGAUUUAUUCCCAGUUUUUUUUCGGUUGUAAUCGUCUAGAUCGUCAUCAUCAUCAUCUUUGCUGUGAUAUAUAGUCAUUUUCGCGGAGAGGAGGUGUUUGUGAAUACGUUGCUAGUGUGAUGGUGGUGUGUUUUGGGGACGGGUAUAGAACUCUUGACGCUCAGUAGUAAGAAGAUAGUAGCUGUAGUAGUUUGUAGUCGUAGUUGUAGUAGAUUAGCAGGAGAGGAGAGAGAGAGAGAGAGAGAGAGAGAGAGGUGGAGUAGUGUGUAUUGGGCGCCCACCGGUGAUGGCUCGGCCGAGGUGCCCUGUCUAUUAUGGUUGAGAAUGUGGCCGGGCAGUGCGGGCGUGCGGCUGUGACCAGGGUAGCCAGUAGUCGUGUGGAGUUGCGUGCGUGCCGUGUGCGUGCCUGCCGCGGCGUGCACGUGGUGGGCGUGAAACCGUGCGCCGCACCCGCGCCUUGCCCUGCUCACUAUGGACUUUGUUUACCUGUUCUCGUCUCCAUCACUGACCCCGUCAAUUCACUAGGAACUUUACAGCCUGAUAAAGACGCCAUACUUGAAAUUGUUGAAAACAAUAGGAAGAAAUACAAGAAAACAUCUGGUGUGGAGAAAGUGAAGGAAUUGGAAACGAAUCGUGAACAGUUAGUGAAAGAGUUGAAAGAAUUGAGGGAGAGUGAGCAUUUUUCAAACAACUUUAGAGAAAAUCAGCCGAGUGGUGCUGAUGUAGAAAGCGGUGCACUUGCUUUGGAGAACUGGGCUAAAGGAAUUGAUCUAGGAGAGAAGUCGAGUCAUUCUCAGGAUUUUGGGGGGGCAGGGGAGCAGUACAAGGUGUUUGUGGGCACCCUGGCCGAACUGGCUGCAGAAAAGCGGGCAGGGCGCGUGGCCCCUGGCCCGGAGCCGCCAACGGGCGCGCCACGUCAUCAUGAGGCAGUACAACUGUUCUCAGAACUCAUGCAGACCGACGACGUCUCUACCAUAGCGGCACAGAUCGCUAACCAGGCAGAACUCAUUUACCAGACCUGGAAAACUACUGGCCUCAACCCUACAGAACUCAUCAGAUAUCACAGCGUCACUUCAGACGGCAGCCUGCUCGAACGUGGCGAGCAGGCUGCUACAGGCUCUCAUACAUCCCCCUCAAAACCUUCAACUAUUAAACCUCGUACUCCUGUUCGAAGUAUAAGUCCUGCACCCCCAGGUUCAUCUCCAGCUGUUCCACGUAAAGUACUUGACUCCUCUUUACACAACGGGAGGGCACACGUCAAUUCUACCCCUUACACCUCUUCAGUUCCUCAUAAUCAAGUGACACAAAAUCAGUCUCCUCAUAGUCAAUCUCCCCAUAGUCAAUCUCCUCAUAGUCAAUCUCCACACUCAACUUCUCCUGCUUCUGCUUCUCCUCACGCUGCCUCUCCUGUUCGUACCCUUAAUACAUCUCCUCGCCCUUACAUUCCUCCAGGAGCAGCACCUCAAUCUCCUGGAGCACAGCAGCAGCAACAACCAGUUUACCCCAACAGUAAUCUGAUUCAGGCAGCACCCCAGUCUCCACGUCUUUCAUAUUCAUCACCUUCAUCACCAUCACUGAGCCAAGGGGGGCCACGACCUUACGUGUCACCAGCGGCUCCUCAGUCACCGAGAGGUUCAUCUAUUCAUCCUCCACCACCACCAGAAAGAUCCUCCUCAUAUUCAGGAGUUGAUCCAUCUCAGCACCCGCAGCAACAAGAUAGUCCUCUUGAUAUUCUUGCAGACCCAGGAUUAGAAGCCUCCUUACAGGAGCUGGUCAAUUCAUUUGUGAUUGAAGAUAAGGCGCGUCACCACGCAGCAGCAGUUGCAGCUUUGGCAUCUCAGAGGCCAAAGAGUGCACCAUCUUCCAUCCAAGAGGCACUUCAGCGAUUUGAACGGCAGAUGGCAAUAACAUCCCGUGUUGCUGCCCAAGCUGCCGAUAAUUUGUCUAAUUCCUCUUCUCCUGUUUCUCAGCCAAACACCAUGGGUACUUUAGGACGAUUUAGUCAACAGCAAAUGACCAGCACUUCAAGCAGUAGCAGUGUGAGCAUGAGCAGUAGCAGUUCUAGCAGCACAAAUACCAGUAUGAGUAUUAACACUAUUGGUAGACGAUAUGGUGGGACAAGAAGUGAUUCUGCUCUAUCCAAUGAGUGGACUAGGAUGCAGUUGGAUCAUGAUGCUCGAAAUCGCCGCUCAAUAUCUCCUAAUCCUCCAGUUUCUCAGCCAGGGUGGAAUGAAGGCCCUUCUUCCAAUACAUCCACAUGGCCCCUUAAGCAUAAACAGCCAUCAACCUUGGAGAAGAAAACAUCAAUGCAAAGCCAUAGUUCAUCCACUCAUUUAUCUACAUCCUCUGCAAGUUCAUCCUAUUCUUCUUCAAAUGUCACAACUAGUACAUCUACAAAUUACAUCACAACUCUUGAGGCACGAGUAGAAAGCUCUGGAGGCCAGAAAUUUACAGGUGUCCCUCUACGUCAUAAAGUUGUCACCAUGUCUGCUGUUGACCAAGAGGAAGAAAGACUGAUGAAUGCUCUUCGUACAGGUACGCUUAUUGAUGAUGGAGAUCGUCUGAGGCCUCUUAACCAGACAAGGCCUGUAUCGGCUCCCACAACUAGCACUCAUACUUCUGCUCAUACAUCCACUCUUCCAACGACUAAUUCAAUUAUAAAUAGUAAUAUCAGCAAUAAUAUAAGCCAGUCAAAUGCUACAGAAUACCCUGCUCAAGCCAGGCGGCCAAAAUACUCUAUCAGUGUAACAGUAGAUGUAGAUAAUCCAACAGAAACUCAGAAUCAAAGGGUGCAGCAGCAACAACAGCAACAGAUGCAACAUCAACAAUUGCAGAAACAACAGGUUCAGCAAUCUGAAUAUCGGCAAAGUUCUUCUUCAGUUUCUAUGCGUACAACACAACAACGAGUACAAAUGAAGUCACAAGUAGAGGGAGAUAUGUCUGCCGUUGAUUUUGCAAAGGUACGCUUCCAAGAGUCACAGCAACACCCCCACUCAUCUCAGCGGUUGGAUGACUACCGUAAUAUGUCCUCAAAACAGGUUGUAAGUAGUGAUGGUAGAGUUAUGUUAGCCAGGACUCGCUUCGAAAAUGGUAGCACAUCCAUAUCUGACUCAACAUGGCGUGGAACCCUGGGUAUACAGGCAGAUGAGGUAGGCUCCACGCUGCCCGAGUUUUAUCGCAGAAAACUAAGGAAAAUGCGGAAGGCAGGCUCUCCUGAGCCCUUAGUUGCGGGAAGCAUCUCUGCCUUGCCUCACCCAGAGUUGACUGAUCAGCAGAAGGCACAUAUCCGGGAAAGGUCCCAGUCUCCAACUACAGGCUACAACAGCGCUGGAGUGGCAAUUAGACCCUUCCUUACUCAGGGAAGUGUGGCAGAGAGGGUCCUUAUAUUUGAAAGGGCUCCUGCCGAGAUGAAGCCCAAACCAGGAGCCCCAACCAGCGGUCCACCCACUACAGAAAAACGUCGCCCUGCCAUUAGCACAUGGCGCGACCCCAAUGAAGUCCGUUCUCUUGCGCAGUUUUGGAACAUCCUGAACUUUUUGGGCGCAAUAGACGAUAUGACGGAGGGCGUCGUGACGCCCGUGUCCCCCCCGUCGCCCAUAAAACAGAUAGAAGCCCCUCCUCCCCCAGCCACUACAACCGCCAUCCCUACAACCCCUACAACUACCAACGCUGCGCAGGACGCCACAACCGCUAAGCAAUUGGUAAGAAGAGUUCCAGAGGGUGUCCAUUUGUCACUUUUCAAACCUACUUAUGUCCGAGAAAACAGCGUAUCGACCAGCCAAAAGGAAAAUGCUCGGCCGCUGGUCAGUUCGCCCCCGUCCACCCCAGUUUCCUCCCUGUCUCCUACCCCACAGUCCGUCACGCCCACGGCCGCCCCCCCUCUCACACACACGAGCCCAGCGUCCCCCGUGGGCAUUUCGGCAACGCCACCAGCCUUCCACUCUACGAGGCCCACCAACACCACCAUCAGGAGACACACGAAAGCGGCGAAGAACCUCCUCAUACCAAGAUUUUAUUAUCCAAUGGGACGCCCAACGACCCAGUCAGCGCAGGAGCAGGCGGUGAGUCGAUUAGGGUCACUUUUCCGGGAGCAUGGAGGACAGAUAACGAGGGAAAAUAUGGAAUCCCUCAUGAGGGCGUGUCAGUUACCCCUUUACUGGAAGGCGCCUCUGUUCAUCGCUGCAGGCGGGGAUAAGCUCGGCUACCUCACACAGGAACAAUUUUGUGAUUACUGGAGCAGAGUGAUCUCUACUUGCCAUGACAUGGCAUCUCGCUUUGUGCGCGUCCUUAGCCGUGGUGUGCGGAACUACCUCAUUCCUGAGGAUUUCCUCAGUAUGAUCCAAGAUGUAGUGGACACUCAUCCUGGACUCACUUUUCUUAAAGAAGCCACUGAGUUCCACUCCAGAUAUGUUCACACUGUAAUAGCAAGAAUAUAUUAUUGUGUAAAUAGGUCGUGGUCAGGUAGAAUAACUGUACCUGAACUGAGAAGAUCCAAUCUGCUACAGGUGAUCAGCUACUUGGAAGAAGAGGAGGAUAUCAACCAGAUUACAGACUACUUCAGUUAUGAACACUUUUAUGUUAUUUAUUGUAAAUUCUGGGAGCUAGAUUCGGAUCAUGAUCUCUUUAUUGAUAAGCAUGAUCUAGCAAAACAUAAUGAAAGAUCACUCUCUUGGCGUAUGAUUGAACGCAUAUUCAGUGGAGCAGUGACUAGAGGCAGAUUGCAAAAGCUAGAUCGUAUGGGUUAUCAAGAAUUUGUGUGGUUCUUAAUAUCUGAGGAGGACAAGCGGCAUCCAACUGCAAUUGAAUACUGGUUCAGGUGCAUGGAUCUUGAUGGAGAUGGCUACCUUUCUAUGUAUGAACUUGAAUAUUUCUAUGAAGAGCAGUUGCAGAGAAUGGAGGCUUUAGGAAUUGAAACGCUUCCCUUCCAUGAUUGUCUCUGUCAAAUGUUGGAUAUGGUUCGACCAGAGGAGGGUGACAAGAUUUCUCUCAGAGAUUUAAAGAAAUGUAGAAUGACUCCAAUCUUCUUUGACACCUUCUUCAAUCUAGAAAAAUACCUGGAUCAUGAGCAGAGAGAUCCCUUCGCUUCACACAGAGCAGAUGAUGAUGGACCUGAGGUAUCCGACUGGGAUCGUUAUGCAGCUGAAGAAUAUGAGCUUUUAGUAGCUGAAGAGGGAGGUGCUGAUCACCAGGAUGACGUAUUCUAUGGAGAUGAAGAUGAACUCUCAAUGGGUUGUGAUGAUGCCUUAGACUCCAACACAGGAGAAGGUGGUGGCAAGACUGGAGUUGUAGGAAACGGAGGGGCCUUAAACAAACAUUCUCCACUCUCUGCAACUGUUACUAAUUUAGCUGCUGACCCAAUGGAUGUUGAUGAUGAUUAUCCAGAUUAUGCUGACUCAGAUGAUUAUCAGUACUGAUGUCUCCAUUGUUUUAUACUGUUUACCUCUCUCUGUUUCUAUCCACAUCUGUUAAUUCAUAAUGAUAGAUUCUCAUUAAUACAGUUUUGAUUCUCGAAUCUUGAAUAUUUAUAUUUCAUGCAUGGUCUUAAACUUUUAAAUGGUCUAUUUAAAAGAAAUGUUACUGUGUUGAAUGAAAACAUUAUUGUUCAGUUGAUGAUAGGACUUUGGACAAUAAAAUAAACUUUCAAGUUUGUGUAACAAAGAAAAUUAGUCUAAUAUAAACUUCAGAGGAAUGGAAGUGUAUUCAUUUACAUGUGUGCUUAGAAGUGACAUACCAAUGGAAUCAUUAGCAGUUAUAGACCUUGGGCUGUAGCAAUCGCAAAGCUCAUACAAUGUGUUUAACAAUAGCAUAAUCAUUAAAUGAGUUUUUGUUCCUCUCAAAGGUAGAGUUCCAUUGUUAAGAACACUAGAUCAGUUCAAAACUAUGAAUGCUGAACUUUUUAUAUUUGGCUGUAUAUUAUACUGGUAUGUGAUCUGUUUUACUGCUGUAAUAAAUAUAUCAAAUGAUUAUAAGACUGUACUGUUAAAUUUUUAAUAUUUAAACACUGUUGAAGUCUACUUUUAUACCCUUAGAUUGGAUUUUGCUUAUGAUUAACUAAACUAAACCAGGUGUAGUGUAAGGUCUGUGAAUUCCCAAAACAAAGUCCUUUAUCAUCGGCAGAAAGCAUGAACUUCCCUCAUCCGUAUGUGCCAAGAAUGCAUGCAAACGCCACCUGUUAUGGCAAUGCUAUACAUUAGUGUAUAGGAAAGAGAGAGUGAGAGAGUUGAAGAAAAAACACACUUUCUUUGUAAGUAAUGCUAUGUGCAGUCAUACUCUUGAACCAAAGACUUUACAUACUUUUCAGUGAUUAAGAAAUGCAAGUACAGAAAUUUAGUGUGGAGUUGAAAACCCUGUUCAUAUGCUUUAGUAAAUCACACAAAUACACAUUUAUUUAUCUGUCAGUACCACAAUUUUGAAAAUAGUGUGUAUAAGAUUUAAACUAUUUUUACUCUUAGAUAAAUCCCUAACUGUGAUGCGCCAUGUAUGGUGUGGUGCUUGUAACUUUACGGAUGUACUCGUUAUAGAACGUUCAGUAAAGCUUCAGUGUUUUUUUUUUCUAUUGUGAGAGCAUCACUAAGAAAGUUGAAUGUGAAAGUAUGUGAGUGUAUAUAUACAUUUUGUGAAAAAACAAAUCCUUUUGUGCUUUAAGUGAAAAUGCCUUAUGGGGUUAAUUCCCAUGUAUUUGUGAUGAGAAACUCAAUACAUGUACUGCAAUUUACCUUUUCAAUUUUUGUCUUCCUAAUUUCAAUCAAGUCCCUCCAUGAAGUGCCUCAGUGUCCCCGAUUGUAUGGAAUCUGGGAAACUCAAGAUAAACUUAGCUUUAUGAAUAGAAACUAUCCCGCCUGUGACUUGCUUUCCAGUGAUGAACUAUAUUGUCAAUGAACUGCAGCCAAAUACAAUGGAAAACAGAACAGAAUCACCCACAUAAGGAAACAAUGAAAUUUUCUGAAUUCAAAGACCAGUCUUGUGUUCCUGUUUAUCCUAUUCAACUUGUUCUGCAGCCUCUUUUGAAAGUUACAGACUCAUUCACCAGGUUAAUUCUGCAAGUAACCUACACUUCAUGAUGAAGUGAAAGUUCCUUAUUACCAUAUAUAUUGUACAGUUUGUGCCCAUUUCUUCCCAAAGCAGUUGCGUUAAUAUUUCAUCUGUGAAAGAUGAUCAGUUAGCUUAGGAAUUCUAGAAAUUGUUGCAGAAAGCCUGGUGGCUGAGUGAGUGCAUUUCCUCUUUUACCUCUUAAGUAUACAGCUCUGGUAGUUGGAAUUUACCUUUAGAAUGAAGUGCUGUAUCCCAUUGCUACAAGUGCCAUUCCUUCUGCCCGGUGCAGAUGGGAAAAUCCACUUCCUCCCUCACGUUAUCAUCUCCUACCUGUAAAUGGAAAUCCCCUUACAGAAAUUUUUAUCAAGACUGGUAUCAUCAAGAUGGAAAUUAAAACCUGGAUUUUUUUUUUCACGUAGUCACCUCUCACUAAAAAGUAUUUAUACAGCAACGAGUAUAGUAAUGACUUUCGUAGGAAAACAGAUUACUAUAGACAUUUUUAUUCUGUAGUUUUUAUUCAUAUGUAACUGUACUUUCUGCCUUUGUCCGUUUUUAUAACCACAAUGUACUGGCCACAGGUCUAAAGAUCCUAUUAUUUCAGAUUACACAUUAAGGAUAGGUGAUGAACAAUAAUUGUUCACCAUUACAAGAAUCAUAAAAUGUCGAAUGAGCUUGCAAGUUGACCUGGAGUGGAAAUUACACCAGCAAACCUUUUUAAGGCAACUGCACCAAGUUUAGUUGAAUCUGCUCAUACCACUGCACCCACAUGCAUCCCCAUAUGCACUGUAAAUAUAUAUGUAUUCAGAGCUGUGUAAUAGACAACUGCCGGUGUCAUUUUGAAAGGCUAUAUAUUUCAGUUAUGAUUGUAUGCAAUACCAAUCAGAGGAAUAUAGUGCUCAGUUCCAUUAAUGUUUGUGCUCCAAGCUAGUCAAGAUAUUAUAUGCACUUAGUUCUCAUACUGUUUUUAUUUUUUAGAAACUCCAGGGUCACAUGACUAGCAUAUUUGUACUGAAUAAUGCCAUUUUAUUGAACCCAGUGUAACUCUGGCGAGAUAUGUUCUUGUAAAUGGUGUUGGUAUCACCCCUCUUCAUAAGUUUAUUGUAAUAUGUUGUAUAAAGGAGUUAACAUUUUGGAUAAUAUAA
Messenger RNA from Macrobrachium nipponense, 8890 nucleotides. Its product is annotated as mucin-2-like. The record is from RefSeq and is a predicted model, not a curated record. Gene Ontology annotation, biological process: protein dephosphorylation. NCBI's taxonomy places the organism in Eukaryota, Metazoa, Arthropoda, Malacostraca, Decapoda, Palaemonidae. The transcript is spliced from 15 exons. Gene Ontology annotation, cellular component: protein phosphatase type 2A complex. Gene Ontology annotation, molecular function: calcium ion binding; protein phosphatase regulator activity. Bases 1031 to 6130 code for a protein of 1699 amino acids.